Stegastes partitus (bicolor damselfish) is the source of this 2215-nucleotide messenger RNA. Its product is annotated as short transient receptor potential channel 2-like. The record is from RefSeq and is a predicted model, not a curated record. Gene Ontology annotation, biological process: regulation of cytosolic calcium ion concentration; single fertilization; calcium ion transmembrane transport. The annotation marks the transcript as partial. The transcript has 12 exons. Gene Ontology annotation, cellular component: cation channel complex; plasma membrane. Gene Ontology annotation, molecular function: store-operated calcium channel activity; inositol 1,4,5 trisphosphate binding. NCBI's taxonomy places the organism in Eukaryota, Metazoa, Chordata, Actinopteri, Pomacentridae.
AUGGAAAACCUCACGCCAGAACAAUGGCGCGAGAUUAUGAACAAGAAGAUGCGAUUCCCCCCGGAGCUCAUCAGUGCCAUUCAAGAGGGGAAAAUAGAGCUGCUGUGUGGCCUGCUGAAGACGGGUGACGGCAUCGUCCGCCAGCUGGACGAAUCCGAGGAUCGGCAGUGGAGGGAGGCCCUCAACCUCUCCAUCCGCCUGGGCAGCGAGGAUGGCAUGGACGCCCUCCUGCAGGGGGUCAAGUUUGACUUCCGUCAGAUUCACGAGGCCCUCCUUGUCGCUGUGGACACCAACCAGCCCAUUGUGGUGAAGCGUCUGCUGGACCGCCUGGACCAGGAGAAAGGCAACAAGAUGGACGUCCGGUCCUUCUCUCAGGCUAUCUUUGAUCACUCUAUCGAUAACUCACAGUUCGCCCCCGGUGUGACCCCUCUGACCUUGGCCUGCCAGAAAGACCUGUAUGACAUCGUCACCAUGCUGUCCCAGAAAGGCCACGUCAUCCCAUGGCCACACAAGAUAUCCUGCGCCUGUCUGGAGUGUCGAAACGGCCGACAGUACGACCUGCUGAAGUUCUCCUUAUCUCGCAUCAACACCUAUCGCGGCAUCGCCAGCCGUGCCUACCUGUCCAUCACCUCUGAUGACGCCAUGCUCAGCGCCUUCAGUCUCAGCAGAGAGCUCCGCAAGCUGUCGCAGAAAGAGCCCGAGUUCAAGCCUCAGUACCUGAGCCUGGAGCAGCUCUGUCAGGAGUUUGCCGUCGAAUUGCUGGGCAUGUGUCGCAACCAGAGCGAGGUGACCACCAUCCUGAACAGCUGUGGAGACGAGAGCCAGGACGCCUUAAAUGAGCAGGCCUUCGAGGAGGGAAUACCCAACCUGUCACGUCUGCGGCUUGCUGUCAACUACAACCAGAAGCAGUUUGUAGCGCACCCAAUCUGCCAGCAGGUUCUGUCAUCUAUCUGGUGUGGGAACCUGGCGGGCUGGAGAGGCAGCAGGACGGUCUGGAAGCUGUUUGUCUCUGUGGGGAUCUUCCUAACCAUGCCCUUUCUCUGCCUCGUCUAUUGGAUUGCCCCAAAGUCCAAGGUUGGAAAGAUCCUAAAGAUUCCCGUGAUCAAGUUUCUCCUUCACUCAGCUUCCUAUCUGUGGUUUCUCAUCACACUACUUGGAGAGUCCAUCACCAUGGAGAUGUAUCGAGACAAAUUUGCUUCGCGGCAGCAGAACAUCCUACAUAGCUCCUUCCACAUGGUGUGGGUGGUCGGAUUCUUCUGGUAUGAGUGUAAGGAAGUGUGGAUCGAGGGGCUGCGGAGCUACUUCCUGGACUGGUGGAACUGUUUGGACAUGAUGGUGCUCAGCAUGUACCUGGCGUCCUUUGCGUUACGUGUGCUCAUCAUGCUCAAAGGCUACUUCCUCUGCCAUGAUCAGAAUGGCACAGAGGAGUGUGUCUACUUCACCCAGACUGUUCGUGACGACUGGCACCAGGAGGAUCCUCAGCUGAUCGCGGAGGUGCUGUUUGCAGUGACCAGCAUGCUGAGCUUCACACGGCUGGCGUACAUCCUGCCAGCCCACGAGUCUCUGGGGACGCUGCAGAUCUCUAUAGGGAAGAUGAUUGAUGACAUGAUGAGAUUCAUGUUCAUUCUGAUGAUCAUUGGAACAGCCUUCCUCUGUGGCAUCAACAAUGUCUACGUCCCUUAUGUCAUCUCUCCACAUCUGGGCAGGUUUAACGAGACCUUCCACUUCUUAUUCUGGACCAUGUUUGGCGUGGCCAACCAGGACUACGUGGACAUGCCGCGGUUUGUGUUGGCAGAGUUUGUAGGAAGGAUCCUGUACGGCAUCUUCACUCUUGUCAUCGUCAUCGUCCUCCUCAACAUGCUUAUUGCUAUGAUCACCAACUCCUUUCAGAAAAUUGAGGAUGAUGCAGAUGUUGAGUGGAAGUUUGCCCGGUCAAAGCUGUACCUCAGUUACUUCAGAGAGGGCCUCACCAUGCCUGUGCCUUUCAACAUCAUCCCCUCGCCCAAAGCCAUCUUUUACAUCUUGAGGGGUAUCUUCAGACGAAUCUGCUGCUGCACUUGUUCUUCUGAGCAAAAGUAUCCCCCCAUAGCCUCGAUGGGCGACAAUAAGGGGUCUGGAGACAGUCCGUUACCGUAUCGGCAGCAGGUGAUCAGGGCGCUGGUGCAGCGCUACAUUGAGUCAGCUCGGAGGGAGUUUGAGGAGACCAAGAGGAAAG